GGGUACGAGAUUGGAGAAGGAUAAUUGUUCGCGGCCUUUUUGUGGUCCCAAGGAGAGCCGUCGUAUAACCCGCUUCGUUUUUAGCUCUUCAUAUUAGGGUUUGGUUCGACUCCAUCCUCACUGAACAGCAGCUGUAACUUCGGCGAACGUUAAAUCGAGAUGGCUUCAGAGAAGAAAUUGCAGAACCCAAUGAGGGAAAUCAAAGUGCAGAAGCUUGUUCUCAACAUCUCUGUCGGUGAAAGUGGAGAUCGUCUCACCAGAGCUGCUAAGGUGCUGGAACAACUCAGUGGCCAAACUCCCGUUUUUUCAAAAGCAAGGUACACUGUUCGUUCCUUUGGUAUUAGAAGGAAUGAAAAGAUUGCAUGCUACGUCACAGUAAGGGGUGACAAAGCAAUGCAGCUUUUGGAAAGUGGAUUAAAGGUGAAGGAAUAUGAGCUUCUGCGAAGGAACUUUAGUGAAACUGGCUGUUUUGGAUUUGGUAUCCAGGAGCAUAUUGAUCUUGGAAUCAAGUAUGACCCGUCAACUGGUAUUUAUGGGAUGGACUUCUAUGUCGUUCUUGAGCGCCCAGGUUACCGUGUAGGUCGACGUCGUAGGUGCAAGUCUCGUGUUGGGAUCCAGCACAGGGUUACAAAGGAUGAUGCCAUGAAAUGGUUCCAGGUCAAAUAUGAGGGAGUGAUCCUUAACAGGUCACAGACAGUGGCUUCUUAAGCACAAAGCAGAUCUUUACAACCGUUUGAGAUUUUGCGUUCCUCAAUUCACAGUUUGUAGACAAUGAUUAUUUCUUAGAUUUUGGCAAGCCUUGUUAAUGCAUUUGUAUGAACAAGAUAUAUUGUGUUCCUUCUUCAAUGUCAUCAAGAUUUAUAUGAUUA
This is a messenger RNA of Mangifera indica (mango), 869 nucleotides long. Its product is annotated as 60S ribosomal protein L11-like. Gene Ontology annotation, biological process: translation. The transcript has 5 exons. NCBI's taxonomy places the organism in Eukaryota, Viridiplantae, Streptophyta, Magnoliopsida, Sapindales, Anacardiaceae. The record is from RefSeq and is a predicted model, not a curated record. Gene Ontology annotation, molecular function: RNA binding; structural constituent of ribosome. Gene Ontology annotation, cellular component: cytosolic large ribosomal subunit; ribosome. The coding region runs from base 160 to 708 and encodes 182 amino acids.